This is a messenger RNA of Trichomycterus rosablanca, 1031 nucleotides long. It is a transcript of the gene aqp8a.1, whose product is annotated as aquaporin 8a, tandem duplicate 1. The transcript is spliced from 5 exons. The record is from RefSeq and is a predicted model, not a curated record. Gene Ontology annotation, biological process: water transport; transmembrane transport. Gene Ontology annotation, cellular component: plasma membrane. Gene Ontology annotation, molecular function: water channel activity. NCBI's taxonomy places the organism in Eukaryota, Metazoa, Chordata, Actinopteri, Siluriformes, Trichomycteridae. The coding region runs from base 33 to 809 and encodes 258 amino acids.
ACGUGGACAGUGUGCUGGUGACAGUGGAGAGCAUGACUGAGUCCAAGUGUGAACUCUUUACCGUGGCCAGUGCAGAGACAGGGGAAAGUCAGAAAGAUCAGGACGCCCCUAUGGGUUUCUUUGAGCGUUAUGUGCAGCCGCUCCUGGCUGAGCUCCUUGGCUCCGGGCUCUUUAUCUUUGUGGGCUGUGCAUCGGUCAUUGGCAAUGUUGGCAUCACAGGGAGCGUCCAGCCGGCACUGGCACAUGGACUGGCACUGGCCAUUGCCAUUGCAAUCUUUGGAGAGAUCAGUGGUGGACAUUUGAACCCAGCUGUCUCUGUGUGCGUGUACCUUGUGGGAGGAAUGGAGCUGGCCUUGCUUGGUCCAUACAUACUUGCCCAAAUGUUUGGUGGGAUGAUCGGUGCUGGCCUUGCCAAAGCUAUUUAUCCAGCUAUUGAAUACAGUAAUGCAACAGGAGCUGCGUUCACCGCAGUCACCAGUGGCAUGGAUGUUGGAGCUGCUACUGUCGCUGAGAUGGUGAUGACUCUUUUCUUGACCAUAGUGGUUAGCAUGAGUGCAAUUAAUGGAAGGACUCGCUGUCAGUUUGCUCCCGUUCUUAUCGGCCUUACAGUGACAGCAAACAUCCUGGCUGGAGGUGGGAUCUCAGGAGCUUGUAUGAAUCCAGCACGAGCAUUUGGACCAGCAGUGGUGGCUGGUCACUGGACAUAUCACUGGGUUUACUGGAUUGGUCCUAUGGCUGGUGCUUUACUGACCGUCACUAUUGUCAGGUUAUUGAUGGGUGACAAGAAGACUCGAGUUUUAUUAAAAUAAUGGGGUUCCAAACUGAAAGGGUCAUUAAUUACACUUUUGACUGAAUUGUCUUUUUUUGUUAUUUCUUGUUUUUCUCUCUUAAACGUUACAAUGAAAUGACUAACAAAUUAACACAUGCACAUUAUGUACUUGUAAAGCUGUUCUUUUUUCCUGAGGCUGCUGUAAAAACAACUGUUCUGCCAUUUAUUGGUAACCUUUUACAUAUUUGUUUACAAUUUUAUA